UACUGUCAUCUCCCAGAUUCUGCUAUGGCUCCCUUGGAAAACAAUUCUGCUAUGGCUCCCCUGGAAAACAAUUCAUCCAAUGAAGUCCCUGGACCUAGAAAGUCUCGUCUCAACAAAUAUGCCUUUGCAGCUGCUCUGCUGGCUUCCACAACUUCAGUUCUACUCGGAUAUGAUAUUGGUGUGAUGAGCGGCGCAAUCAUUUACAUCAAGGAAUACAUCCACAUUUCUACAAUUGAAGUAGAGAUCCUGGUUGGUUCAUUGAAUGUAUGUUCAUUGAUUGGCUCACUGCUUGCUGGGAAGACAUCUGAUUGGAUUGGUCGACGUUAUACCAUAGUGUUAGCAGCAGCAACAUUUUUCAUAGGUGCAAUUCUAAUGGGGUUAGCACCAUCUUUUGCAUUCUUGAUGGCUGGGAGAGUGAUUGCUGGUAUUGGCGUCGGUUACUCCCUCAUGAUAGGUCCAGUUUACACUACGGAGCUUUCUCCGGCUACAAGCCGAGGAUUUCUCUCAUCACUUCCUGAGCUUUUCAUAACUAUAGGAAUUCUGAUUGGUUACCUAUCUAACUAUUUCUUAGCUAGUCUUCCAGAUCAUAUAAAUUGGAGAAUAAUGCUUGGGUUAGCAGGAUUUCCAGCAAUUGCCAUUGGUUUUGGUGUCGUGCUGAUGCCAGAGUCUCCUAGGUGGCUUGUCAUGAAAGGGCGGUACGACGAAGCAAAUAAGAUUCUAGGAAAAACUUCAGACACAGAGGAGGAAGCUGAAUUAAGACUUGAAGAAAUGAAAAGGGCAGCUUCAAACUUGGGUUGUGAAAAUUCAAGCCACUUUAGUGGGAAAGGUGUUUGGAAGGAGUUGUUGUUAAGACCGUCUCGUCCCCUUCGUAGAAUUCUUGUUGCAGCCAUUGCCAUCAACUUUUUCAUGCAGGCCUCAGGCAACGAUGCUGUUGUUUAUUACAGUCCCGAAGUGUUCAAGGCCGCUGGAAUCCACAACAAGAAAAAGCUUUUUGGAAUUACAGUAAUCAUGGGACUUAGCAAGACAUUCUUUGUUCUGGUUUCUGCUCUUUUCUUAGACCGGUUUGGAAGGCGACCACUCCUAAUGAUAGGAACUAUUGGGAUGGUUGUUUCGUUGGUAGGGUUAGGCUUGGGAUCAAAAUUUCUGGGAGAGAAUGACAUUAAGCCAACCUGGGCAAUUGUUUUGAGUAUAAUUGCAGUUUGUGCUGAUCUUUCCUUCUUUUCCAUUGGGCUUGGCCCCAUUACAUGGGUGUAUUCUUCUGAGAUUUUUCCGAUGAAGUACCGAGCACAAGGCAGCAGCAUUGCAGUGUCAGUGAACAGGGUGGUGAGUGGAGUUGUGUCCAUGACCUUCCUAACCAUUGCACACAAGAUUACCUUUGCUGGAGUUUUCUUCAUUCUUGCUGGGACUAUGACAGUGGCGACCAUUUUCUUCUUCAUUUUCUUGCCUGAAACAAAAGGUAAAACCCUGGAAGAGAUUGAGGCUCUUUUUGAGGAUAAAGUUUCCUCUUGA
Theobroma cacao (cacao) is the source of this 1509-nucleotide messenger RNA. The record is from RefSeq and is a predicted model, not a curated record. NCBI's taxonomy places the organism in Eukaryota, Viridiplantae, Streptophyta, Magnoliopsida, Malvales, Malvaceae.